Messenger RNA from Chilo suppressalis (striped riceborer), 1089 nucleotides. Lineage: Eukaryota; Metazoa; Arthropoda; Insecta; Lepidoptera; Crambidae. The record is from the annotation of a GenBank genome assembly.
AUGAUGGGGCUGUAUUCCAGCGGCGCGCUGGGCGGCGUGGAGGUGCUGGAGGGCGGGCUGGUGGGCGGCGAGCUGACGGCUCACGUGCUGAGCGCGCAGGCCGCCGCACACGCCGCGGCGACGGCCGCCCACGCGGCGCAUCAGCAGCAACAGAUAGCUAAACCUUUGCUUUCAAUUCACGGUUUGCCCACUGUCUCCCCAGAAACGUCGCCUUCGUCAGGGCGUUCCACGCCGGUCCCCGCGGGCGUCACCACGCAGCCCCCCGCCGGCUCCACAUCCCCCUCGCCCUCCAAGCUGUUCGUGGGGGGCCUCAGUUGGCAGACCAGCUCGGAGAAGCUGAGGGAGUACUUCGCAAUGUUUGGCCCCGUGACCGAUGUACUGAUCAUGAAAGAUCCGGUGACACAGCGUUCGCGCGGCUUCGGCUUCAUCACUUUCCAGGAGGCGUCGGCGGUCGACAAAGUACUCGCGGUCCCGGUACACACCCUGGACGGUAAACGCAUCGAUCCAAAGCACGCAACGCCAAAGUCCGCCCCUCGUCCCGCCAAAACUAAGAAGAUAUUCGUCGGCGGCGUCGGACAGGACACUUCGGCCGACGAGGUCCGCGCCUACUUUUCCCAAUUCGGACUCGUGGAGGACGCUGUCAUGCUGAUGGAUCAGCAAACGAAACGCCAUCGCGGUUUCGGAUUCGUGACUUUCCAUUCGGAGGAAGCCGUCGAGCGCGUGUGCGAUAUACACUUUCACACGAUCAAGAAUAAGAAGGUGGAAUGCAAGCGUGCUCAGCCUAAAGAAGCGGUCGCAGCGGCGCCUCUGGCUUUAGGGAAAAGGCUCGUUUUGCGACCGGCUCGAGGCCUAGUUUACGGAGGAGUGGGGGGCGUUGGAGGGGUGGGGGGAGUGGGCGGAGUGAGUGCGUACAGAUACGCGCCUUACGCGCUGCCCGCCGCCGCGGCCGCACCUUUAGUUCCUCCCGCUCCGCAGCCGGCGCCGCAGUUGCCGCAGUUCGGUGCGGCCUACUCCCUAGCAGGCGUCGACAUGUCCUCCUUCCAGGGCGUCGACUGGAGUGCCAUGUACGGCCUGCCGAUGUACAUCUAA